GAGCCGCCGCAGCCCUCCCCGCCGGCCUCGGGGCCCCCUGGGCGCCGGGCUCGGCGCUGGCUGCAGAACCUCCCCGCCGCGCGCCCCAGCCGGAACAUGGCUGCGCGCCCCGCCGCCACCCUCGCCUGCUCGCUGCUGCUUCUGUCCUCGGCCCUGCUCCGCGGCGGCUGCCGGGCGCACUUGACCGCUGAGCCGGACUCAGAGCACGAGGAGGCGGUUUUGCCAGAGUCGCCCCUGCAGAGACCCACGGUGCUGGUGGCCAUCCUCGCCCGCAACGCUGCGCACACGCUGCCUCACUUCCUCGGCUGCCUGGAGCGGCUGGACUACCCCAAGAGCAGGACGGCCAUCUGGGCAGCCACUGAUCACAAUGUGGAUAAUACAACCGAAAUACUCAGGGAGUGGCUGAAAAAUGUACAAGGACUCUAUCACUAUGUGGAGUGGAGGCCGAUGAAUGAACCAGAGUCUUAUCCUGAUGAGACUGGGCCCAAGCACUGGCCAAGCUCCCGGUUUGCCCAUGUCAUGAAACUCCGACAGGCGGCCCUUCGAACUGCGCGGGAGAAAUGGUCAGACUACAUUCUGUUCAUAGAUGUCGACAACUUCCUGACUAACCCACAGACUCUGAACCUAAUGAUUGCAGAAAACAAAACCAUUGUGGCACCCAUGCUGGAGUCUCGGGGCCUGUACUCUAACUUCUGGUGUGGAAUCACACCUCAGGGCUUCUAUAAACGGACCCCAGACUACCUUCAGAUUAGAGAAUGGAAGAGGAUGGGCUGCUUUCCUGUCCCCAUGGUCCACUCCACCUUCCUAAUUGACCUCAGGAAGGAGGCCUCUGACAAGCUGACCUUCUACCCCCCACACCAGGACUACACCUGGACUUUUGAUGACAUCAUCGUCUUUGCCUUCUCCAGCAGGCAAGCAGGCAUUCAGAUGUACCUCUGCAACAGACAGCACUAUGGCUACCUGCCUAUCCCCCUGAAGCCCCACCAGACACUGCAGGAGGACAUCGAGAACCUCAUCCACGUGCAGAUAGAAGCAAUGAUUGACCGUCCUCCAAUCGAACCCUCCCAGUUUGUGUCAGUGGUCCCUAAGUAUCCAGACAAGAUGGGAUUUGACGAGAUCUUCAUGAUUAACCUCAAACGCAGAAAGGACAGGCGGGACCGGAUGCUGCGCACACUUUAUGAGCAGGAGAUCGAGGUCAAGAUUGUGGAGGCAGUGGACGGGAAGGCACUCAACACAAGCCAGCUGAAGGCCUUGAACAUUGAAAUGCUGCCAGGUUAUCAAGAUCCCUACUCCUCCAGGCCUUUAACCAGAGGUGAAAUUGGCUGCUUUCUUAGCCAUUACUCUGUCUGGAAAGAGGUAAUUGACCGAGAACUGGAGAAGACUCUUGUUAUUGAGGAUGAUGUGCGUUUUGAACAUCAGUUCAAGAAGAAGCUGAUGAAGCUGAUGGAUGACAUCGAUCGGGCUCAGCUGGACUGGGAAUUGAUAGCCGAGUACAAGGAGUAUUAUGAAUCCAGGGACUUGAAAGCCUUCUCUGCAGAACCCUUGCUCAUCUACCCCACGCACUACACAGGCCAGCCAGGCUACUUGAGUGAUACAGAGACGUCAACCAUCUGGGACAACGAGACAGUGGCAACUGACUGGGACAGGACACAUUCCUGGAAGUCACGGAAGCAAGGUCACAUCCACAGCAACGCCAAGAAUACAGAGGCACUGCCGUCACCAACUUCUCUGGACACUGUGCCCUCAAAGGACGAGCUCUAACAGUUUUCUGAAGCUGGGCCCACACUGGUUCAUCGCUGUUUGGGUUUUCAUCUGUUUGCUCCAGGUUUUUUUGGUGAUCACAAUCAUCUAACCAAAGUGGUCCAAUCUGAUUGAUCAAAUUAAUAUAUUUUUGAUGGGGGAAGGGGAUAGAGAAAUUAAACUCAAAUUUUCUACUAUGGCUAAAAGAUAGGCCUUAUGGGAACUACUAAGUUAAACUUCAGUCCAUAUACCCAAUUCUUUGGCUCACUGGCCACCCAGUAACACUCACUGCCCACAUUAGGGUGGCAGCAUGCUCAGAAUCUUGUCCAAGAGGCAGAUUCACCAAGCUGUCACAUCAGUAAAUGGGUAGUCAGAGAAAUCAAGCCAGCUGGACCACAUUUAAUGGUCUGGUUUGUCUGAUGUGACAGAUGUGACCUGAAAAGUCCAACCCAACAAGACUACGUUCACUGGCCUAGUUGGUCCAUUUUAGGUGGCCUUGAAAACUUGUGCAUGUAACAAGUUUUGUUUUGUUGUUUUGUUUUUGAAUGACGGAAUCAAACCAUUUAAAAUUACAUUAAUUGGGCUUUUUCUUUAAAGGAAUUCUAUCAUGAACCUUAUUAUAAAGUGGGGUUUUUUAUUGUUAGCCUUAUUUGUCCGAUAGAGAUGGUAAUCGAGUCUGGGUGAGGCAUGACCCUUGACCAGCAUGGCAACUGGGCUCUCAUAAAAAUGUGUCCAGUUUUCCAUGUGACUGUAAUAUGGUAGGUAGAUACUGAGGGGCUUAUAUGGCUGUUUGAGGUAAAAAAGAACUCAACCUUUGGCCUUUUUUAUUGUGGCCACUUGAGCCAGGAUGCUGUAUUUAUAAAGAUAAAUGUAAUAUAUACCGGGAAGAGCAGGGGGAGUCCUGCCCCGUCCUGAGGUUCAUAUGCUGCCAUGGCACUUCACAUCCUCCUCGCCACCCCUUAGCCUGAAAAUGAACUGCAGGUGUGAGGUUUCUGGGUUCUUGUUAAUAGACGAGCACAUUUCCAGGCCAGCAACUACCCCUUCCCUGGUUGUUCAUUAUAUCCCGAAUUAUUUAUUUUACAAAAUGGGGGGGAAACAUUUUUGGUAGGAUGAGGCAGAGAAACAGAUGUUGGAAGCUUUUGUUGCACCCCAGGGAGGGGCCAGUCUCAACACAUUUGUUCCACCAUCUGAGUCUCCUGAAUCUCCCGGCCUAGCUCUUGCACAGAGGCCUGUCUGGGGAUUCUGACCAUCUGGAAACAAAUUAUGCUGCACUUAAAGAGAGAGACUUUGGCCAGAAACAAUGGACUAGACCACAGAUUUAGGCCAACAACCAGGGACGCAAGCUCUUGGAGCCAAAAUCCUAAGCAGACACCCUUUCUCAAAAGAUGUCCUCUGAAAUUCCUGUUUUGUUUGUAGAUUGGUUUUAUGUAAAAUUCAGGCUUGGACCAUGUGAUCACAUCCAGAUCCACUCACUGUCUGGUGUCCUAGGAUAUCUCACGAUGGUUGGCCUCAGCCAUCACCUUCCUUCCUGGUUUAUUGCUGAUAUUCUUCUCCGCUGACUAAGAAGCCAGGAGGCUGAGGAAAGGAGUGUUGCUCAACUCCAGUUUUUACUACUUGGACAGAAUUGUCACAGCUUGACUCUUCUAGAAAAACAGGAAAAGCACCUAGGGAGCUAGUGAAAAAUCCUUAGGUAAUUCCUAAGGUUUCCUUGCGUAGCUGGUAUAGCUGAUAUUUUGUUUGCAUAUUUGAGUGUGUGCAAGUGUGCUUGGUUUUAAUUUUUUUAAAUGGGGUGUUGGGAGUAGAGGGAGACUGAGUUGAUUUUUGUGUUGUUUUGUUUAGUAGAGACUUUUUUUCCCUUUUUUCCCGUCAGCUGGUCUGACGAGUUUAAGAAUUUUCAUUCCUUAAAUACAUUGGAUUUAAAUUCUGGAGUUUUAGACUAGGAUUGUUCUACUGUGAAUAAAGCUCUGGCUCUGUCAGCCCAGGCGUUGCUUUUCCCCACUCAGGUCUGCAUCCCAAGGAAUGUUCUUUUCUUAUGAACUUUGUAAACUGCAGAUCUAGUAUUUUUUUUACAAAAUCAUCUCUUUAGCAAUCCAAAGGUUCUUUGACCUUUUUAUUUGUUCUGCCUCCUUUCUGGUCUUAAACCAAGACAUCUGCCCUGUGCAGUUUCACACGAGGCCAUCAGUACAGAGCCUUUGCCCCUGGCCUUGGCACCUGCUCUCUCUGCCUCAGGUUAAACCCAUCUGGAUUCCCCUCAGGAUCCAAGGUGGGACCUCUGGACAGACAAGCCUGACGUGAGCAGCAGUGGUGCUCUUGGAUGUGACCUGAGCACCUACAAUUUGCAGAGAAGCUGCUGAUGGGCCUUACUUUGGGUUCCUUUGGUCUUCCGCGGGAAUCCUGGAGAUCGGGAGCUGAUGUCCCACACCCUGCUUUGUCCAUCUUGCUAUGCUAUUUCAGUGUGUAAGAGUGAUAAAGUAUUUAUUUGCCUUUUGGAGCUCUUUGUGAAAAAUUAAAAAAUACUUAGCUCAAAGUUAUGAUUGGUCAUUGGUUGUUCAAACACUGGUCAAUGGCCAACACUGCUGGGAUUUCUGAGUUUGCACUAGACUGGGGUGUGGGAAGCCAGAGAGUGCAGGAGGGCUGGGCAUGGUAGGUAAGGAAGCUUUUCAGGCUUAGAGAAAAGACGACUGUGCAAAGAUCGAUCUGGAAACGAUGGGGACUCAGUAGGAGAGAAGAGCUAUGGACAUGUUGGGACUGGUGAUGGGAAACAAGAGAGACUAGAUAAUAAUGCCAAACUGAGUUGGCUACCUUCCUUCUGUGGGCUGAUCCUAAAAUACACUGGCCAUUGUUUCUAGGGGAAUUCUAGGUUGGGUUACUUUCCUGAAAGAUAAUGCAGAAGUUCUCAGUCCUAUGAUAUCAAAAACAAAGUUUCCCAUUCAGCUGCAAACUUAGAAAUCUAAUGAUUAUUCAUUUAUGUUGGAACAAAUCCCUUCAACUGAUGACUCGAAAAUAAAGAUAACUCUACAAUGUGGUUUGGGGACAUUCUCUCCAGCUAGAUGAAGGGGAAAGAAACGAUCAGAAAUAAUUUCCAUGACUGACAAGGAAACAAUGCAUUAAGGCGUUAAAUAACGUCAAAGUGAAGCUGAAAUGAGGGUGAUAAUUUGAGAAGAAAUGAGCAACAUACUCAGACAACUAAGGGGAAGCAACUUGGGAAUCAUCGGCAGGCCCAGGGUAUGCUUUGUGGUGAUGUUUGUUACUGCAGAGAGAACCCUUGCAGAACAGAGAUGUUCUGAUCCAGGUGGAGGGAGGAGAGCUGGAGGGGAUGUGGAGGAACGGGGUCCCCUGGGAGCUACCAUGGCACUGCAGGGCAACUGAGACAAGGACUACACUUCUGGCCAAGCUUUACUGUUUGCCUGCUUGGAAAAGAAGUAAAUGAUGGUAAGUUUUAGCACUUUAUGUUACAAAAGAUGGCAUGGAGCGGAGUGGAUUGACACGUGCCUGCUAUGCCAGCGCUCUAGGAGGCUGAGUCAGGAAGAUCCUAAAUUUGAGCCCAGCCCGGACAACUUAGUGACUUAGCAUGAUCCUGUUUCAGAAUUUCAAAAUCUUGAAGAGAGGUUGGGAUAUAGCUCGGUGUCAAGGCUCUUGGGUUUGAUCUCCAGCACCAGAAAAAAAAUUACAUGGAAAAUAGUACCUCCUCUUAUGAUAAGGACAGAAAAAGAGGAUUUAGAUGAGUCCUCAGGAAGAAUUUAUUGACAGAAGUAUUAGACAUGGAAUGGAAUCCCAAGGCAAGGGUAGCUCCAUUCACAUUUGUCACUGGGCAGAACGGCUCUCUGUCUGCUCUGUGAGUUUGCCUAAAGUGGCCUGUUGGGAGCAAUGCUACAUAAUUCUAGGGAUAAAUCAUUUGGUUAGCCUAGUUCUCUUGCCUACAGCCCAGCUACAGAAUAACUCCAGUUUGGCCUCCGGUCACAACUGAGACUUCAGGGAUCCAGUG
This is a messenger RNA of Heterocephalus glaber (naked mole-rat), 5725 nucleotides long. RefSeq names its product collagen beta(1-O)galactosyltransferase 2 (gene Colgalt2). The record is from RefSeq and is a predicted model, not a curated record. Gene Ontology annotation, molecular function: procollagen galactosyltransferase activity. Lineage: Eukaryota; Metazoa; Chordata; Mammalia; Rodentia; Bathyergidae.